Messenger RNA from Trichoderma reesei QM6a, 3149 nucleotides. RefSeq lists its product as uncharacterized. Gene Ontology annotation, molecular function: ATP hydrolysis activity; ATP binding. Gene Ontology annotation, cellular component: cytoplasm; cytosol. Lineage: Eukaryota; Fungi; Ascomycota; Sordariomycetes; Hypocreales; Hypocreaceae. Gene Ontology annotation, biological process: cellular response to heat. The transcript has a single exon. The record is from RefSeq and is a predicted model, not a curated record. Bases 192 to 2963 code for a protein of 923 amino acids.
GAACAUAUCCAAGACUAGCUUUGCAACAACGUUGCUGGCUUGUUUGCCAUACAACGAAUAACAACAACACACACGACAUAUCUUGACACACUGGUUGUGAUCAACAUACCUACCUACCUACCUUUUCCCCCUACCUUACCGAACCUACCUUACUACCUACACCUACAUCUACAUCACACACAACCUUCACCAUGACUUCACGAAUGGAUUUCACAGACCGUGCGCAGAAAGCCAUCGAGGACGCAAUGUCCAUGGCUGAGCAGUACGGCCACUCACAGCUACUGCCAGUCCACCUAGCUGUAGCUCUCCUCGAGCCCCCGAUCGACCAGUCCAAGGACCAGCAGAAUGGCCCUCAGCAGACCACCGUCACAUUAUUCCGACAAGCCAUCGAGCGAGCACACGGAGAUCCUCAGCUUGUCGACAGAGCGCUGAAGAAGAACCUGGUGCGGCUGCCAAGCCAGGACCCCCCGCCUGAGCAGGUCUCCCUUUCACCCUCAUUCCACGCCGUCCUGAGGAAAGCUCAGGAGCUGCAGAGGGUCCAAAAGGAUACCUACAUUGCCAUCGACCACCUCAUCACGGCUCUGGCGGAGGACGCCGGAAUUCAAGCCGUCCUGAAGGAGGGCAAUAUUCCCAAGCCCAAGCUGCUCCAGGAAGCUAUCCAGGCCAUUCGCGGCACCAAGCGGGUCGACAGCAAGAACGCAGACACGGAAUCAGAAAACGAGAACCUGGCCAAGUUCACCAUCGACAUGACCGCCCUGGCGAGAGAGAAGAAGAUCGACCCGGUGAUCGGCCGAGAAGAAGAGAUCCGACGGGUCGUCCGAAUCCUGUCCCGCAGAACAAAGAACAACCCGGUCCUGAUUGGUGAGCCUGGUGUCGGCAAGACCACCGUCGUCGAGGGCCUGGCACAGCGUAUUGUCAACCGAGACGUGCCCGACAACCUCAAGGCUUGCAAGCUCCUCUCGCUCGACGUCGGUGCUCUUGUUGCUGGCAGCAAGUUCCGUGGUGAGUUCGAGGAGAGAAUGAAGGGUGUUCUCAAGGAGAUUUCCGAGUCCAAGGACAUGAUCAUCCUCUUCGUCGACGAGAUCCAUCUUCUCAUGGGAGCUGGAUCAUCCGGCGAAGGCGGCAUGGACGCUGCCAACCUGCUCAAGCCCAUGCUUGCCCGUGGUCAGCUGCACUGCAUUGGUGCCACCACGCUGGCCGAGUACCGCAAGUACAUCGAGAAGGAUGCUGCCUUUGAGCGUCGGUUCCAACAGGUUAUCGUCAAGGAGCCAUCCAUCACCGAGACCAUCUCUAUCCUGCGUGGCUUGAAGCCCAAGUAUGACAGCCACCACAAGGUCAGCAUUCUCGACAGCGCCCUCGUGGCUGCUGCCAACCUUGCAGCGCGGUACUUGACAGCUCGACGACUGCCCGACUCGGCUAUCGAUCUCAUCGACGAAGCCGCCGCGGCAGUCCGAGUUGCCAGAGAGUCUCAGCCUGAGAUCAUCGAUCACCUUGAGCGCAAGCUGAGACAGCUGAAGAUUGAGAUUGCGGCUCUGGAGAAGGAGCACGACGAGGCGUCCCAGAUCCGUCUGGCGCAGGCCAAGAAGGAUGCGCAGAACGUGGAGGAGGAGCUGCAGCCGCUCCGCGAGAAGUACCAGAACGACAUCAAGCGGAACGACGAGAUCCACCAAGCCAAGGACAAGCUCGACGACCUGAAGAGGCGCCUCGAGGAUGCCAUCAACGCCGGCAACCACCAGCGGGCCGCCGAUCUCAAGUACGGCGCCAUCCAAGAGCAGGAGGCGCUGAUUAGGAAGUUGGAGGAGAAGAAGAACGCUGCAGAUGUCGCCCUCAACGCCAGCGGCGAGAACACUGUCAUGGUCACCGACAUCGUGACGGCUGAUAACAUCAAUGAGAUCGUUGCCAAGUGGACCGGCAUUCCCGUCACCCGACUCCGCACAUCAGAGAAGGAGAAGCUUAUCCAGAUGGAAAAGGUCCUCAGCAAGGUUGUCGUUGGCCAGAAGGAGGCUGUCCAGUCUGUCGCCAACGCCAUCCGACUCCAGCGCUCUGGCCUCAGCAACCCCAACCAGCCGCCCAGCUUCCUCUUCUGUGGUCCUUCGGGUACUGGCAAGACGCUCCUCACCAAGGCGCUGGCCGAGUUCCUGUUUGACGACCCCAAGGCCAUGAUCCGCUUCGACAUGUCCGAGUACCAGGAGCGGCACUCGCUGAGCCGUAUGAUUGGUGCUCCGCCAGGAUAUGUCGGCCACGACGCUGGUGGCCAGCUGACUGAGGCACUCCGACGCAAGCCAUUCUCCAUCCUGCUGUUCGACGAAGUGGAGAAGGCAGCCAAGGAAAUCCUGACAGUGCUUCUCCAGCUCAUGGAUGACGGCCGCAUCACGGAUGGCCAGGGCAGAGUCAUUGACUGCAAGAACUGCAUUGUCGUCAUGACCUCCAACCUGGGAGCCGAGUACCUCGUCCGCCCUGGCGUGAAGGAGGGUAAGGUGGAUGCCAACACCAAGGAGCUGGUGAUGGGCGCUCUCCGCAACUACUUCCUGCCCGAGUUCUUGAACCGUAUCAACUCGGUCGUCAUCUUCAACAGACUGACGCGCAAGGAGAUUCGCAAGAUUGUCGACUUGCGUAUCAGCGAGAUCCAGAAGCGUCUGGAAGACAACGGCCGCAAGGUUACCAUCUCGGUCUCGGAAGAGGCCAAGGACUACUUGGGCAACGCCGGCUACUCGCCCGCAUACGGCGCUCGUCCACUGGCUCGGUUGAUUGAGAAGGAGGUGCUCAACAAACUCGCCAUCCUCAUCCUCCGCAACGCCAUCCGCGACGGCGAGACGGCGCGCGUGGAGCUUGAUGACAACAAGAUUGUUGUGCUGUCGAACCACCCCGACAGCGGAACAGAUGAUGAUGACGAAGACAUGUUUGAUGAGGAGGAUGUUGAGGAUGUGAUUGGAGAGGACAUGGAUGAGGACAUUUAUGAUUAAAACACCCGAGAUUGAGGGGUGGACGAAGUUUGACUGAGAGGGUUGAUGACUGAGAAGUUUGAGAAGUCUUAAAUGUUUCAUGAUUUACAGGGCAUACGGAGUUAAGGGAUCUGGCAAGCAUGGUUUGUUUGAGUGGUUUUCAUUAAUGGGUCCUCUACCUAGGUAGAAAUGAGAUGAAUUUUUAUU